Molecule: messenger RNA, 1365 nt
Organism: Salvelinus namaycush (lake trout)
Lineage: Eukaryota; Metazoa; Chordata; Actinopteri; Salmoniformes; Salmonidae
Product: transcription factor Sp7-like
Exons: 2
Coding region: 1-1365 (454 amino acids)
Biological process (GO): regulation of transcription by RNA polymerase II
Molecular function (GO): RNA polymerase II cis-regulatory region sequence-specific DNA binding; DNA-binding transcription factor activity, RNA polymerase II-specific
Source: RefSeq, a predicted model, not a curated record
AUGGCUGCAUCUAUCCUGGAGGUAUGGAAUAUACUUGAAUGUGAAGCUCGUUAUGGCUCCAGUUCUUUUGCUAUGCUAACCGCCACCUGCAAUAAGUUUGGAAGCCCUGUGAGGGACUCAGCCACACCUGGAAAGGCCGGCCCCGGCAGCACCGCUCCAGGCAAGAAGCAGUACGGCAUGACCUUAGACCUCCAGAAGAACGGCAGAGGAGGGGAGAGCAUUGAGAACUCCUACACUGGGUUGUUCAGCUCCGGAGGGGGGCUACUCACGCCCACCGAGAGUCCACCACCGUCUUCUGGGGGGUACUCAUCUGAGUACAACCCCUUCUCCCACUCCCUCCAGACCUCCAUGUCCCAGGAGCAGUCCUUGCUGGUGUCCAAGGCCCACGGCACAGCCGACUGUCUGACCAGCGUCUACACCUCCCUGGACAUGACCCACCCCUACGGCUCCUGGUACAAGGCUGGCAUCCACCCCGGCAUCACCGCCGCCCCAUCCAAUGCCACAUCCUCCUGGUGGGAAGUCCACCCCAACACCAACUGGUUAAGUGCUGCCCAGCCCCAGACCGACAGCCUCCAGGGCUCCCUCCAGCCCAUCCCUCCCCAAGCCUCCCUCAGCCCCCAGCUGCCCAGCUACGCCUCUGACUUCACCUCCAUCAACGCAGCUCAGUACCCCUCAGUGAGCCUGGGCUCCUCAUCACACCUCCUCCAGUCCUCCCAGCACAUGCUGCCUCAGGACAUGUACAAGCCCAAGCACGUGUCCGGCGGGGGGCUGAUGGAGAGUCAGAUGGGCCUGAAGCCUGCAGCUGGAUCACGAGGGUAUGGAGGAACCACCACUGGCAGGUCCUCCUGUGACUGUCCCAACUGCCAGGAGUUGGAGCGGAUGGGGGCCUCAGCUGCAUCCCUGAGGAAGAAGCCUGUCCAUAGCUGCCACAUCCCAGGUUGUGGGAAAGUCUAUGGGAAGGCCUCGCAUCUCAAGGCCCACCUCCGCUGGCACACUGGGGAGAGACCCUUCGUCUGCAACUGGCUGUUCUGUGGGAAGCGCUUCACACGCUCCGACGAACUGGAGAGGCACGUCCGCACACAUACGCGGGAGAAGAAGUUCACCUGCCUGCUGUGUAACAAGAGAUUCACCCGCAGUGACCACCUCAGCAAGCACCAGAAGACGCACGCAGAGUCUGCCCUGCAGCCGGGAAAGACCGGGGAGGGAGAGGCCCAGGACCCCAGGAAUGAGGAGAUGGCAGACCCCAAUAAACCCAACACGGCCGUGCAGAAUAAUGGAGGAGUCCCUAGUGACCCUACUAACAAAGGAGAGAAAACUGGUUCAGGCAAUGGGGUGGAAACAAGCAGUGGACUGCUGGAGAUCUAA